ACCUUAGCAAAUUCCCUACUCUCUCUCUCUCUUUGUAUCCUUGUUUCCUUUCAUUGAAUGAAUUUGUCUCUCCAUAUCUGCCUCAGUUGCUCCGUAUGCGUUUGCCUCCAAUUGUAGUUUAUAGGCCACCUGCCUCUUUAUUUCCUAACAAUGAUUCCUUCGUUAAUUCCAAAGCGCCUCAUUUCCUCCAUAAAUCCAUCACCACCUCGUCUCUCUUUCCUUUCAUAACAUAAAUCAAACCAAGCCAAACACACCACAAUCACGCUUUCUCGCUUCUCACUUCUCGCUACUCACUUUUCUCUCUGCUUCCAUUUUCCAUAACCAUGGCUCCGAUCAAAAUCAAGCAAUCGCCUAAUCCCACGGCUCAGACUCUAACCUCUACGGCGUCGUCACAGGAGGCGCGUCUCCUCGUCCGUGAAACGCUGCGUAUUAGCGCUAACUUAGCUUCGGCUUCUUCUCCUGCAAUGUCUCAGCCUCCUUCUACUUCUCCUUCUUAUUCAAUUGUUUCUCCGGAGCAGUCUGUUUCUUUGAUUGAUAAUAGUCGGAGAUUAGGGCUUGUGGAAGAGGAGUUUAUUGAUUCGAGCUUGAGAUUGAUCUGUUGCGAGGAAAUCGAUGGUCGGAAAUGGAAGUACGUGGCCGAAAACGACGGUUUUGGACGUUAUAAGAAGAAUUCGAUUCGUGCUGUCAGCUUGCAGACACCUCAAGCUCCUGUUGAGGAAAUAAUGUCAUUCAUAAGAACCUAUGUAGUGCCAGAAGGUUUUCCUGACAGUGUUACUCCAUCAUAUGUGCCAUACAUGACUUGGAGAGCUUUGAAGCACUUCUUUGGUGGAGCAAUGGGUGUUUUCACAACAAAAACCCUUUUGAGUUCAGUUGGAGUCUCUAAAAGCAAAGCUAUUCCUGGUGCCGUUGCUAUCAAUUGGAUUCUCAAGGAUGGUGCUGGUCGUGUUGGGAAAAUGCUUUUUGCCCGUCAAGGAAAGAAAUUUGAUUGUGAUCUAAAGCAGCUGCGGUUUGCAGGUGACCUUCUUAUGGAAUUGGGUGCUGGUGUGGAGCUAGCAACUGCAGCUGUUCCUCACCUUUUCCUUCCUUUGGCUUGUGCUGCUAAUGUGGCUAAGAAUGUUGCUGCUGUAACAUCAACUUCAACUCGGACGCCAAUUUACAAAGCCUUUGCUAAAGGAGAAAACAUUGGGGACGUCACUGCUAAGGGAGAAUGCGUUAGCAAUCUUGCAGAUUUGCUGGGAACUGGUCUUAGCAUAAUGAUUGCAAAAAGAAAUCCUAGCUUGGUUACUACAUUUGCCCUCCUUUCAUGUGGCUAUGUCUUCAGCUCUUACCAAGAGGUUAAAUCUGUAGUGUUGCACACCUUGAACCGGGCCAGAUUCAGUGUGGCAGUGGAUUCUUUUCUUAAGACAGGGAAAGUGCCCUCAUUGCAAGAGGGAAAUAUGAAAGAAAAUAUAUUCAGCUUUCCAUGGUUGAAGGAGAGGCCUAUUGUUCUAGGACCAAGAUUUAAAGAUGCCUUUCAAGACCCUAGUGCAUAUCUUGCAAUAAAGCCUCUUUUUGAGCAAGAAAGAUAUAUAGUGACGUACAAUCCAUUAAAGGAUAAGGUCUAUGCAUUGCUUAAGGAUCAGGCAAAGUCAGAUGACAUUCUAAAAGCUGCAUUCCAUGCUCGCGUGCUUUUGCAUUUCAUAAAUUCAUCAAAUAAUAUUCACUCUUCAUCGUGGAAGCAGCAAGCAUACCGUUCAAACUAUAUUCCCUCAGCUAAUGAUAUUGAGGCUCAUAUUACUGACUCAUGCAAAAUGGUCUCAACUUUAUAUGGUCCUUUUAAAAGUAAAGCUGCAGAACAGGGUUGGAGAAUGUCAGACUCACUUCUUAAUCCUGGUCGAGCCAGGAUUGUAGUAGCUUGUUAAAGUAAAAAUAUACGAUUGAAACUUCUCUUUGCUUGCUAUUGUGUCUAGUGCUCAAAUGGCAUUCAAUAUUGUGGGCAAGCCAGCCAUUAAUCCUCAAAAACAUAUAUACGUAACAAAGAGGCUAACAAUACACCAAUACCACCAUGGGAACCAGGGGCUCAUUGAUGGUCAGUUCUCUCUGUUACGCGCCAAAACAUAUUUUUCUGUUCACAAUCUCUGCUCUUUCACAUUCUUCUGAAGGUGGCGAGACUCAAUUUUGAGUUGUAGGAUGGAGCUGUUAGUGUGGUAUAGACUGAAGUUGAUUAUUGUAAUGGUGCAUAUACACAAACUUUUUUUUCCUUGGUUGUUAUCUUCUUUUUUUUUUUUUAAAUGAUAUCCCUUAAUUUUAUUUGUUUUUCCUUACCCAUCCAACUUCUUGCAAUGUUCUUUUUGUGUAGAAUACAUCGAAAAUUCCUUUCAACAUUAGUGUUCUUCUAAAAAGAAAGUUGAAGUCGCAAUUCCAAACAGACUCUUAAUUCCACUUCAAUCGCUUCUAAUUCUUCCGCAGCUUACUCUGACUUCCUGUGCAUUUUGUGCUAUCUGAUCUGCCAUAACAACAUACUGGUGUUUUUAUUUUCAAAAGGGGACUUGAUUAUAAUGGUAGACUGUAAUGAAGCACAAUGGAAUAAAUUUCUCAUUCAUUA
Molecule: messenger RNA, 2584 nt
Organism: Hevea brasiliensis (rubber tree)
Lineage: Eukaryota; Viridiplantae; Streptophyta; Magnoliopsida; Malpighiales; Euphorbiaceae
Product: protein root UVB sensitive 6
Exons: 13
Coding region: 324-1901 (525 amino acids)
Source: RefSeq, a predicted model, not a curated record